CAGGUGUACGAGUGCGGUUUUGCCAACUCAGAACGGGCAAGUGCAUGAGGGAUAUGUCUAAGCGAGCAUGGAGCGGUUCAUCUCAUCACUCCCAAAACACUUCGAUCCAAUCCUAUAAUUUCUUUAUCUACGCCCUAGAACCCUCCUUUUCCUUCUCGCUUUUCUCUUUUGUUUUCCUUCAUUUUAUUACUCCCCAAAAAACCCCACACCAAUACAAAAUUCACACUUUCUUUCUUUUCCUCAUUGUUUGCCCGCCAACGAAAUUAUUCCGAGCAGGUUUUGUAUUAAGUUAUAUUCAGUCUCUCUCAUCCAUGGCUACAGCCCAACAGACUUCUGAUUGUAUAACACCAACUGCCUCUCCUGCAGCUUUGAACAUCUUGUCACUAGAUACAAAAGAGAAACAUGGUGAGCCAGACAAGGUGAACGAACGAAGAUUUCCCAAUCCUCCUACAGCUUCUGUUAGCGUUUUUCAUCCAAGAGAUGUUGCAGAUCAAUUGGGACAGUUACAAAUUGUAGAUCAUAAAACUGUCCACCCAACCAAUGCAUACCACCCUCAGGCACAGUUGAUCUACCCUGGAGGAAAACGUGGCACAUAUCCUCUACAAGAUGAUGCUGAAAGCUUGGGAAAUGGUUCUGCUGUAAGUAUAGACCUUUGUUCUCCACCUUCAAUUCUACUAAUUCAAUCUUAUGCUUGCUUGUUCUUUUUUGGUUCUUUGCAUCCUUGUGCUCCACCAAUGCAGGGAAUCAAUCAAAAUCCAUCUAUGUUACUCCAUGGCUAUGGGUUCGUCUCUCAAAUGUGUGAUGCACCAUAUGCUCCAUCCUCAGUUCAGCUGCCAUCCGUAAGGGGUCAUGGUGACUUAUACUCUACACAGCAGUUUCCUACAUCAGAUCUACCUUACUGCCAACAGCCAGUUUCACCAAGUGUUCCUUUUGUUGCUUCACCACCUCUGGUUCCACAAGCAAAGGUUCCUUUAAACUUUGAUCAGCGAGGAAAAGUUGAUCACUUUCAGCAAAGAUCUGUCUGUUCUCCAUCGGGAUCUUCUGUUAGAGAAAGCACCCAGUUUAGAAACACUGGUGGCUUAAGUUUAAUGCAACAAGGAUUUGAAGCAUUGGGUUUUGAUGUAUGGUCAGAUUUGUCAAAACCCUUGAAUGGGCAGAAUUCAUUAGUUCAAAUGUCUUCUUCAGCAGCUUCUUUAAAACCAAUUGAAUUGCAGGGCUUGCCUGAGAAUAAUUUAAGAAUGUUUGGAGGUUACCCCUGUUACAAUGGAGGUCGUAGCUAUGGAGAUGUGUCAACUUAUGAUCCAGGAUUUCAUCAUCAAAUAUGGCCUGUACACACAGAGGCAAGACAGGGUGGAAGGUUGAGAGAUCGUUUAUGCAGUUGCACUGGCAAACUAGAGACAUUUACUGCUCAAAAUAAGGGACCUAGGGCGUCAAAGCCAAAAAGCCUGAAAGCAGAAAAUGGUUCCACUGUGAACAAAAGCAAGAAUGCUAUGUCUGCAGACAUUAAUGUCAAGUCUUACAACCAAGUAGAUUUUCCAACCAAUUACCAGGAUGCAAAGUUCUUUGUUAUCAAGUCAUACAGUGAAGAUAACGUUUUUAAGAGCAUAAAAUAUGGUGUUUGGGCAAGCACCCCAAGUGGCAACAAGAAAUUAGAUGCUGCAUAUCGUGAAGCAAAAGAGCAACAAAGGGAUUGUCCGAUAUUUCUCUUGUUCUCGGUUAAUGCUAGCGCCCAAUUCUGUGGAGUGGCUGAGAUGGUAGGACCUGUUGACUUUGACAAGAGUGUGGAUUAUUGGCAGCAAGAUAAGUGGACUGGUCAUUUCCCUUUGAAGUGGCAUAUGAUAAAAGAUAUUCCCAACAGUCAAUUUCGUCACAUUAUAGUAAAGGAUAAUGACAACAAGCCAGUUACCAACAGUAGAGAUACUCAAGAGGUGGAACUGGAGCAGGGAAUCGAUAUGUUGAACAUUUUCAAGAAUUAUGAAGCUCAUUCAUCCAUUCUAGAUGAUUUUGAUUUUUAUGAAGAGCGGCAUAAAGCAUUGCAGGAGAAGAAGGUUAGCCAACAAACAAACCCAGUUUUUGCAUCAGGAAUUGGAGUCAAUUUACUACAACAUCCCACAUCACUUUCUAAUUGCUCUGUAAAUAAAAUGUCCCAAGAGUUUUGUUGAAGCUGUUUCGAGCCAGAACGCAUGAGAACCUUAAGCAGCUUAAAAUUAGACAGUAGUGACUUUAUGAGCUCCUCAUUUCUCUUGUUUAAUUGAUUUUCCUUUACCCUCUUGCUCAUUUUGAUGAUUUGACUCACAUUUAGAAACUAUUUAAUUUGUUUGAUCAAAUAUUAUUUAUGGGUGAGAGCUAUAAUUUCAAGCUA
Molecule: messenger RNA, 2362 nt
Organism: Ziziphus jujuba (common jujube)
Lineage: Eukaryota; Viridiplantae; Streptophyta; Magnoliopsida; Rosales; Rhamnaceae
Product: YTH domain-containing protein ECT4
Exons: 7
Coding region: 45-2162 (705 amino acids)
Biological process (GO): mRNA destabilization
Cellular component (GO): cytoplasm
Molecular function (GO): mRNA binding
Source: RefSeq, a predicted model, not a curated record